Messenger RNA from Aspergillus niger, 375 nucleotides. RefSeq lists its product as uncharacterized. Bases 1 to 375 code for a protein of 124 amino acids. NCBI's taxonomy places the organism in Eukaryota, Fungi, Ascomycota, Eurotiomycetes, Eurotiales, Aspergillaceae. Gene Ontology annotation, biological process: mitochondrial electron transport, ubiquinol to cytochrome c. The transcript has 4 exons. The record is from RefSeq and is a predicted model, not a curated record.
AUGGUAUUGCGGACUGCCUCUGGCACAACUACCUACUACUGCUGCCAUACCCUGCCUCUGACGAGAAUCCAAGAUCCAGCUAGUACCACACCCCCCUUCACUUCCACGGCCUCACCACCGGCCUGGCUACUAAGUAGUAAGUUUCCCCCUUUCGGUCCCAAGGCUACCCCCCGCCUUUGGCUUCCUGACAGUUCAACUUACUCGUUGGGCACAUUUAGCGCUACCAUUGCUGGCACCUUCGGUGUUGCCGCCGGUACCUUCGCCCUCUUCUUCUUCGGCGAGAUCCCCCGUGUCCGCCGCGACAUCCUCCAGAAGGUUCCUUUCCUCGAUGAGUACUUCGACCGCACGAUCGCUCCCGAGGACAACCCCUUCUAA